Suillus clintonianus is the source of this 2513-nucleotide messenger RNA. RefSeq lists its product as uncharacterized. Bases 224 to 2152 code for a protein of 642 amino acids. The transcript has 2 exons. NCBI's taxonomy places the organism in Eukaryota, Fungi, Basidiomycota, Agaricomycetes, Boletales, Suillaceae. The record is from RefSeq and is a predicted model, not a curated record.
CACCAAAAUCGUGGGAAGACGCUCGUCACUAAGCUCGCCUUUCGACUUCCAACUUGGCGAGCCUCACAUUGUAGGCCAUCCUUCUUAUCCUCCAUCAUCGUUGCUCGCAGUGAGCAGCUGUGGUAGGAAUUUAGAUCCGAAUCUCAAAAAAACUUGGUGUUUUAAAUUUCAUCGAAUCACACUCUUUUACUCUGUUUCUCUUUUCUGCUUCUCUCUGCAGAUCAUGUUCUUAGAUACCAGACAAUGUGUCACUUGUCCUACAGCUCCCCCAUCAUGCACUUGUUCAGCCGAUCAGAGCUGCAUCCAGAUAACUAGAACUUGCAACGUCUGCCCAUCAUUUACUUGCCAGGCAAAGACCACAGCAACAUCUAAUAGUAAUGGGGGUGUCAGCUCAGGCGCACUCGCAGGCGCAAUCGUCGCCAUCGUUCUGGUCCUUCUAGGGGCUUUGGUACUCUAUUUCUGGUACCGUCGUCGUGCGAGUGCCCGCAAGGUCUUGGAGCAGGCUCAGGAAGCCAAGGACGAAGCUCCCGCCUCUGCAGAAGCAGUUCUGAAUCGCCCAGAUCCCACUGAAAAGCCGCAGCCACCGAUGCCUUCCGAGCCCAAUACCGUUAGAGUUUUCAUUUCAUCUUCGGACAGUGUCAUCGACCUCGAUCCCCAGUCUCGGGGUGCAUCUGCAACCGGCACCGCCUCUCUCAAUGCCCAUACCACUCAACCUAAUCCCUUUGACGAUGGCAAUUCUAUACAGACUACGUCGACGGGUACAAAUGGCACAAAUGUUAUCCCUAUUGCUCUUGUAUCCCCCGGCUCUGCGUCAACUGAUUCCGUGACACCUUCAUGGCCAGGAUCUGCUGCAGCUUCUUCUCCCGUCCGACCCGCUCGGGCACCCGACCUUUCCUUGAAUGACAAUGCUUCUGCAGUGUCUGACGAAUCUUUGCGUGGUCCAAACCCGCGUUACACACAGAGUCAGCGCUCAGGAACAUCGAGGAUGUCUUAUAUGUCAAACGCCAGUUACUCCAGUGAUUUCCUCAAUGAAGCACCGAUGAUUGUCACCCAAACCCAAGGUGCCGUCAGGCAGGUCGUGGGAGUCGUCAAAGCAGAAGUUAUCCAGACCUCAGGUCCAUCUACACCUAUGUCAUCUCAUUUAUCCGUGAACAGCAUUCCGUCUGUUGCUUCUCGCCCUUCAAUUCGAUCCCCCCUUGCAGCCAGUUCUUUUGGCCCAGCUGAUGCCUUGGAUGAGACAGAGGAAGAGCAUAAUACAUCCCCACGUAGCGAUCCGUUCGGGGAUCAUCACGAAUUUGAGGUACACGGUGAUGUCUCAAACCAGUCGCGCCCAGUGUCGGUAGUCUCUCUCCAAUCACCCCGUCUCCCGUGGUCUACCAAUAAUAGAGAUAGUCGUCCAAUCAGCGUCAGCACUCAGGCCGGCUCCGUUAUAGAUAUCAGCAGUGCCACACGUGUUAAUAUCGGACUACUGUGCCCAUCGAACGUCGAGAAGUCGCCCAGGACAACUAUGGGGAGACUAAUUACACCGGCCUCGGUACAGUCCUCCCGCCAGCCAGCAUCCCUCGAGGAACAGCAGCAGUUAGCCUUGGCACAUGCACAUGCACAAGCUCGUGCGCAGGGCUUGGAUCGCAAGCGAGUCUCAGGCUCCUCGGUUGUUUCUGCCACCUCAACGCGAGCUGACUCUAUUCUCGAGUCAUUCCCCUUCGUCCCUCCUUCACCCAUUUCAUCGCUUCCUAUCCGUUCUCCGCCUCGUUCUCCUCUACAUCAACGAUUCUCUGCUACACAGUCGCAGCCUCCUGUCUUCGAGGCAGCAGCCCCUUCAUCAUCCUCUGCACAGGUGCAGGAUCCCACUCCUUCGGACGUUCCAGAAUCGGUAGAGACAUCACUGCCACCAUUAGACCCCCCUCCCAGCCGCCGAACUUUGGGGUUGUCCACAGUCUCUCAGGUUUCCACGGCGUCAUCUGGUCUUGGACCAUUCCCUUUCCAGAUUGAUUCUGGAAGCAGUGAUGGUAUCACACCACCAUCUGCUUUUCAAGGACGUCAAAGAGCCAGCUUGGACACGCUCGCACUGAUGAGCGAUUUAUCUUCCUAUCCUCUUAGCUACGAUCGGGAUGAAAGAGAAAGCUUUUCUCGCCAAAUUACUAAGGGUUGAAGAGCCAAUAUCCAUGUGCUCUCAAUAUGGAUGCCACUCUUCUGGAGCGCUUCGACCAGCUGGCCUGACGGGGUUGCAUUAGGGCUGUGUGUAUGAAUUGUUGUAUUCUGGACUUCUCUCCUAUGCUUGGUGUGGGUUUUGCUGCUCUCGUUAUCUUAUCUAGGUAGUGCUCCGACAGAUUUACUUGCGCAGUUCUGCUUCUUCGCUGAACUAUUUUCUUUCUACCUUGUCAAUUGAAGGAGUUUUAUUCUUUCGGCGUUGGUCAUUCGUUUUAUUUAUACAUCUUUAUGUUUUAGCUGCAAUAUUGGCUAAUCCCAUCUUGUGACAAAAUUGUCACAUUGCAAUAUCAAUCACACCUUGU